This is a messenger RNA of Arachis stenosperma, 2870 nucleotides long. RefSeq names its product putative flavin-containing monooxygenase 2. The coding region runs from base 68 to 553 and encodes 161 amino acids. The transcript is spliced from 2 exons. The record is from RefSeq and is a predicted model, not a curated record. Gene Ontology annotation, molecular function: flavin adenine dinucleotide binding; NADP binding; N,N-dimethylaniline monooxygenase activity. NCBI's taxonomy places the organism in Eukaryota, Viridiplantae, Streptophyta, Magnoliopsida, Fabales, Fabaceae.
GAAUCCAAAGGCUAUUAUAUAUAGCCCAAUUUUUGGCUUCUCUACCAUACAUUCAUAGCUACUAAACAUGGAAAAGAGAGUGGCAAUCAUUGGGGCAGGAACGAGUGGCCUUCUUGCCUGCAAAUACACUCUUGAAAAAGGGUUUAAUCCAAUUGUCUUUGAAGCUGAGGAAGGUGUUGGAGGCCUAUGGAGGCAUACCAUAGAGUUUACAAAGCUUCAAACCACCAUUUCAACCUACCAAUUCUCUGAUUUUCUAUGGCAUUCUUUUGCGAAAGAAGAAAGCCCAAAUAGCCAGCAAGUGUUACAUUAUCUUAACUCUUAUGUUCAACGUUUUCCUCUCUUUCCUUACAUUAAGUUCAACUCAAAGGUCAUGGAGGUAGAGUAUGUAGGAGAGUCUAGUGAAGAAAUGGAGACAUGGGAAUUAUGGGGUGGUAAUGGUAGGCCCUUUUUCUCUAAGGGAACAUGGCAUAUUGCAGUUCAAGAUACCAAGACCUUCUCCAUAGAGUUUGCAGCUGGCCCAGAGGGGCCACUGGUGGGAGCUGACGGAAGGUGAAACGGAGCCGGCUUGGUGGGGUGAACUUCAACGGGAUUACAAAGAUUACUCGUUCCGUUGGUUAGGGGCUCUCGUCAUGGACUUUGUUUGGGCCCGAAAAAAAAAAAGAUGGAACCUAUCACUUGGUUCUUCACUUCCAUAGUGUGAUAAACAGGGAAGGAAAUCCCUAGAUUCAGUGCGGAGGACCACCAUCGCUGGUGUUAUUGCUGCCGCUCCUGUUGGUGGCGCGCGGGAUAAGCCUGUGGUCGAAGUCGUAGGAGGCGGUGAAGGUGGUGAGCCACUGCACGAAGCAGCAGUUUCGCCUUCGAGUUGUGGAACGGGGGACCAGCGAUUCGUCAUCUGGUAAGUAAGGAGUUGCCUGGUCUUUUCCUCAUUCAUCCUCCGUGGUUUUAAUUAAAUAAUGGGCUCAUGUAUAAGAUUAUCUGGUAUUAAUAAAUGUUGUCUUGGUCUUUGUUCUGUGGUUGUAUAUGUGUGAAGAUAUAGUGGAUAAGAUAAGUAAUUUGUUGAUGUUGUGGUAAUUAAAUUUGCAAUCCAUUUCUAAGAUUAAAAAAAUAUAUGUUCGAGGAGGCAAAGAAAAGAAGGAACAAAUACUGCAAUUAGGAGAUAUACAAGUAUGGAGAGUUAAAUUUCGUCUUAUGCAUGAUAAUUCUUGCUUGUGAAAAUGGUUAUUAUUCUGGGAAGUAAGCGGAUGGUAGGUAGGAUGAUGAAACUUAGGUUUUUUUGUUUCAUGUGAGACAUGCCAUAUAAUGGGAAUCACGAUGAAACUUGUAUAGGAGGUAUAGUAAGACGCUGAAGUACAUGUUAUUGGUUCAACUUUUUUAAUUGCUGUGAUUAUUUGGUGGAGAGGGUGUUUCACCCUUUUGUUUAUAGUUGUAGUGAGAACCCUUUUAUGCCUAGGAUGGGGUUUGGCUUGUUAGUGUUUCUAGUGAAGUUAGUUAAGAAAAUAUAUAAUUACGGAGGUUUAGUUAGGGGGUAACAUGAAACUGAAAUAUUUUAUAUAUAUAUAUAUAUAUAUAUAUAUAUAUAUAUAUAUAUAUAAUGGACAUGAAUUAGAAUUCAGUUAAAAAAUUUAUUUUUUUCAACUUAUUUCAAUUAACAUUAGUCAAUUUUUUUAAGAAUAUGUUAUUUUUCGUAAAUUUUAAACUGUCAGCUCCGUAAAAAAUUGAAAAUUUUUAUAACUAAAAUAUAAUUAAUUCUCCAUAACUUAAAGUCAGCUUUUAUAAUUUUUUUAUAACAUAUAAAUAAUAUUUUUUAAUCUCAACUAAUAUUUGAAGUCCCAAAAAAAAUUAUUUAUAUUUAGAAACCCUAAACAUCGAUUGAGUAAAUUAAUUCAUUAUUUUAAAAAGAACAUUAGUUUUCGGAAACAAGGAAACGAACAUAAGCUUUGAUCCCAACGUCAAUGUAUAUGCAUGGUUAUAUAUCAACGUAGGGAAAAAACUAAUGUCGGGUAUCGUACCUAAAAUUAAUUUAGUUGUCCCAAUUUUUUGAAAAAUAUUUUAUUAAAAUUAUAAUCUGGGCAUUGAUAAAUCCCGUUUUGACAGUUUAUCUUGUAUUGAUUUUAAGAGAUUUUAUUACCUUUUAUCCAUAUUUAUUCGAUGAAAUAGCAUGAUUUUGUGAUUGUCUCCUUAUUUGUGCUUAGAUGUGAAAAUAUGCUUUUUAGACCCUUAAUUUGAUGAUUUUUAUUCACCUUUGAUUCCACUAGAUGCCUUGAUGUGUUUGUUAGUGAUUUCAGAUUGAAAAGGUUAGGAAUGGAUCAAAGGAGUAAAGGGGAAAGCAUGCAAAGUGGAGAAAUCAUGAAAAGUCAAAGAAGUUGAACUCACCCAUGGACGCGCCCGCGCACCUUGCGAAUCACCCCAUGGAUGCGUACGCGUGUUGUGCGCGUACGCGUCGGUGUUGGUUUAUGAUUUUUUAAUAAAAACGUGGCCAACGAAUUCUCAAGGGUUGUGGGACCCAAUCUCAACCAACUUUGGCGCCAGAAAUGCUAUUUAAAGCCAAGGAUUGAAGAGCAAAGGGGGGAUUAUCUCACAUUAGUUCAUUAGGAUUAGUUUAGAAGUAGUUUCUAGAGAGAGAAGCUCUCUCUUCUCUCUAGAAUUAGGAUUAGGAUUAGGUUUAAUUCUUAGAUCUAGAUUUUAAUCUUUGCUUUCAUCUUCUUCUACUUCUAUCUUCUCAAUUCCUUGUAGUUACAUUCAUUCUUCUUCCAUUCUUUUGUUGUAAUCUCUUUUAUGUUGUUCUUAUAUUUUGUUGUAGAUCUACUUUUGUUCCUUCUACUCUCUUUCAAUUCAAUAAAGGUAAUUCAUAAUAAAUGUGUUUCUUUUAA